CAGACUGGGAGCAAAAAAUACAAGAAAAGUAUGAACAGUUAGAACAAAAGUUGAUGAAGAAAACAGAUGAGAUGGAAAAAAAAUUGUCUAGAAAUAUUAUAUCUCAAUUCACGACCGAAGAUCUGAUAAAGGAACUCGAAAGAAGGAUGGGAAUCACUUCAGACUCUUUAGGUGAGGAUGACAAAAAGAGAUUAGUAUUCAUAGGUCCUCCUGGUAGUGGAAAAGGAACUCAAGCACCUAAAGUAACUCAAAAGUAUUGUCUUUGUCACUUAGCAACAGGAGAUAUGUUGAGAGCUGCAGUAGCUGCAGGAACCGAAUUAGGAAAAGAAGCAAAGAAAGUGAUGGAUUCUGGAGGUUUAGUAUCCGAUGAAAUUGUUGUUUCACUUAUCAAAGAAAAGAUUCAUUCAGAUGAGUGUAAGAACGGAUUUCUAUUGGAUGGAUUUCCAAGAACACUUCCUCAAGCAGAAAAGUUGGACCACAUGUUAAAAGAAGAACAAAAUGCAUCGCUCACAAAAGUUCUUGAUUUUGAAGUGAGUGAUGAUCUUUUGGUAAAGAGAAUCACUGGGCGUCUAUUUCAUCCAGCAAGUGGUCGUUCUUAUCAUGAAGUAUUCAAUCCUCCUAAGAAGCCCAUGACUGAUGAUAUAACAGGAGAGCCUCUUAUUAGGCGUUCUGAUGAUAAUGCAGAAACUUUAAAGAAGAGACUGGAAGCAUUUCAUAAAAGUACCGAUCCUGUUAUUCAUUAUUAUGAAAAGAAAGGAGUAUUAUUCCGAAUAGAUGCAUCAAAAGAUAUCAAUCAAGUAGAACAACAAGUAGAGCAAGCCAUUGAAGAAAAGCAAAAAGCUACCACUGCUAUGUGAAAAAUAGUGUUUGGACUUUGUGAUAUUUUAAAGAGCAAUCGUUAUUUGUCUUCAAAAUGCCAAUCUUCUAAUAUUCUUAUUAUGAGGGUGCUUUGUAUUUCUCUUUUUUGAAAGAAUACCAUUUCCUCUGCUUCUUCUUAUUCUUCUUCUGGUCUUCUUAUAUUUUGACUCGUUGGCCCGAACGUAAUCAACUUCCAUCAUACCUUGUGAAGAAACUUUCUCUGUUCGUUUAGUUACGUCUUGAUAAAAGUAACCAUUUGCUUGCAGCCUUUGAUUGCUUUCUUCUUUCUCUUCUUGUAUCAAGGUUUCGGGGUCCUUUUGAAUAUAUUGGCCAUCGACUAGUUGAUGAACGGCAAACUUCUUCGGUCUAUUAGGCGUAGGUACAUAAGUAGUUAUG
Messenger RNA from Galdieria sulphuraria, 1254 nucleotides. Its product is annotated as adenylate kinase. Gene Ontology annotation, biological process: ADP biosynthetic process. The record is from RefSeq and is a predicted model, not a curated record. The transcript has 4 exons. Lineage: Eukaryota; Rhodophyta; Bangiophyceae; Galdieriales; Galdieriaceae. Gene Ontology annotation, molecular function: ATP binding; AMP kinase activity. The coding region runs from base 54 to 857 and encodes 267 amino acids. Gene Ontology annotation, cellular component: mitochondrion; cytoplasm.